This is a messenger RNA of Eurypyga helias (sunbittern), 1715 nucleotides long. RefSeq names its product ADP-ribosylation factor GTPase activating protein 2 (gene ARFGAP2). The transcript has 11 exons. The record is from RefSeq and is a predicted model, not a curated record. Lineage: Eukaryota; Metazoa; Chordata; Aves; Eurypygiformes; Eurypygidae. Gene Ontology annotation, biological process: COPI coating of Golgi vesicle. The annotation marks the transcript as partial. Gene Ontology annotation, molecular function: GTPase activator activity.
UCUUCCAGUACCUGGGAUGUAGCAGAUGCCAGCCAGAAUCCUGCACAGUCUUCCACAGAGGUGGAGAAAGCAGCGAAGUCAUCAGAAGGCAGUGAAGUGUCAAAUUGCAGCCAAGGCCCAUCUAUUGACUUGUUGAGUACAUCUCCUAAAGCUCCCCUAGAACUUAAAUCCUCCCUCAUCGGAAAGAAGAAGCCAGGAGCUGCCAAGAAAGGGUUGGGUGCAAAAAAAGGCCUUGGAGCCCAGAAAGUGAGCAGCCAGAGCUUCAGUGAGAUCGAGCGGCAAGCCCAGGUGGCAGAGCAGCUGAGGGAGCAGCAGGCAGUGGAGUCCAGGAAACAAGCUGAGGAGUCCAUAGUCACCUCGAUGCGACUGGCUUAUCAGGAGCUGCAGCUUGCUCGGAAGAAGGAAGAGAAGAAACUUCAGAACCUUGAAGGGAAGAAGCGUGAACAAGCUGAGAGGCUGGGCAUGGGCUUGGUGUCCAGAAGUUCUGUUUCACACUCGGUGAUGUCUGAGAUGCAAGUAAUAGAGCAGGAGACACCGCUGGCUGCAAAAUCUUCUCGCUCCCAAUUGGACUUGUUUGAAGAUGCUGGAGGCUUCACAUCUGGACCCCCCAAGUACAAAUACAAUCCCUUCUCAUUCGAAGACGCAUUUGGCUCACGAUGGGAAACGGACUCUUCAUGGGGUAUGGACAAAGAGGAGGAACCUGAGGUGACCAUUUCCAGUAUCCGGCCAGUUUCAGAGAGACCCACCAGUAGGCGGGAGACAGAGAGCAGGACAUCAGUUGUGGAAUCCAAUGAAGCCCGGCAGAAGUUUGCAGGGGCUAAAGCCAUCUCUUCAGAUAUGUUCUUCGGGCGGGAGGCAGACACUGAGUAUGAAGCCAGAUCCCGACUGCAGCAGCUCUCGGGCAGCAGUGCCAUCAGCUCUGCGGACCUCUUUGGAGAGGCCGAGAAUACGCAUGCAGGUGGCGUGUCCAUUGGAAAUGUCCUGCCUGCAGCUGAUAUUGCACAGUUCAAGCAAGGAGUGAAGUCAGUUGCUGGCAAGAUGGCUGUCCUAGCCAAUGGGGUGAUGAACUCCCUCCAGGAUCGUUAUGGCUCAUAUUGAUGACCCAGGGACUGCAACUCAAGGAGAAGCCAGCAAGAGGCACUGAUGCCACCUUUGCCUGGAAUAAACUCUGCAGGAUUGUCUUAGUUUGUUAGGGGUGGGUGGGAAGGGGAGAAGGUAAGCAGAGGGGGUCAGGAUAUGGCUGUGCCCAGGAUGCUUUCCAAAUAUCUCUGAAUUCCACUCUAUUAAAAUUUGAUGUGCCCUCACACCCACUGCUAUCUGCUAGCCAGUGGAGCCAGGCCUUCUUACAGAGUUAGCCUCACUGCUGUGAAAGAUACGACAGGAACUCCUGGGCUGCCCUCAUCAGUGCUCCUGUCCUUCUUGGCCCGUACCUUUAGCUCACCAAGUGGCAGAGGAAAGGGGAAUGCUAUUUUUCUGAACAUCACGUUACCUGGUUGCCAUGGACAUGACUGUUUUUUUGCUCUGCUCAGUGCUCCCAAUCCAUGGUGCUGUGGAAUCCUCUGUAUUUGCAGGGUUUGACUUUUACCAUGGGGUAAUCCUUUUUACUGUCUUGUAAACCAGCAUAUAUUGAUGCGGGAGAAAAAUAUCAAACAAAGCAAUGAUUAUUUUUUUUUUAGCUUCUACUUCUAUCAUUAGCAAAAAAGGCCCAGGUGAAG